AUGGACGGAGGAAGCAGCAGCAUCUCGCCGCUCCACAUCGCGAUCUGGAACGGAGACAUCGACCAGGUCGAAGCUGCGCUCAGCGCCGGCGCUUCCGUCGAGACCCGUGACCGCCAUGGCCAUCGCGCGUUGCACUUUGCCCUGCAGUGCGCUCAUCGCGAGACUCGGGCUAUCGUCGAUACUCUCCUCAAUGUUGGUCACGCGCGGCCACGGUCGCGGGAUGCGAGCGGCUGGAAGGCACUGCAUCGAGCCAUUCACGCCAACAACAAAGACCUUCUGUGCGAUCUUGUCCAGCGCGAGAACGCACAGGUACCCGAGGUGCUCAAGGCCAAGCUGCUCGCAGCGUCGGCGCAGCUCGCGGCCAUGCCCGACUUUACCGCCGAGCUCGAUCUCGCGGUGACGUCGUGGGUCCCGAUGCUUUCGUCGCUCUUGCCGAGCGAUACGAUCAAACUCUACAAGUCGCACGGCAGUCUCCGCGUGGAUAUGACACUCUCCGGCUUCAAGAGCCUGCGCUGGAAGCGCGGUCGGCUCUCGAUUCUUCUCUUGCCCGAUCGACUCGUGACGCUCGACCACGAACGCCAGACCGUGCGCGACUGGCUCCCCGCGCCAGCGACCGACGCCGACGUCCAGCGGCAACUCCACUUGCUCCUGACGAACCGCACGACAAACAUGCAUGUCGACAUGGCGUCUCUGCAGCUCAUGCCGCGCCGCCACUGGCUGUCACCCAACGGACCUCAGAUGACGGAAGCUGUUGGCCUCUGGAAGGACGCGCGGAUCUUUGAUAUGGAGGGCCUUUGUGUGCGCAUGCAGUCGUGGCCGGCCAAGGCGCCACACCGUCCACCGCCGAUGGGCGCGACACCGGACGUGCUGUCGCCUACGUUUCCCGUCGCGACGGGGCUCUUUGACAAGCUGCAGGAGGCCGAGACGACCCUCGAGAUCGCGCCAGGUCUCGAGCACGCGGUCCCGAUUGGCAUGCAAGCCGGCGACACGAUUGGCUGGAAGUUUUACGUGGACGACCACGACGUCGAGUUUAGCGUCUGCUUUGUGCCCGACGAGUGGUACGCGAUCGCCAAGGCCGACUCGGACCCGGAAAAGGUGCACUUGAUAUCCGAGGUCGUGCCCGAACAGCGGGUGCGUCCGACCAAAGCCGCGCCAAUGCAGGGAUGCCACAAGGCCAAGACCAGCGGCAACCUCAUCGUGCGCUGGGACAAUGCCCACGCCAUGUUCCGAUCCAAGACGCUGCAUUUUGCAAUAUUCCCGAUCCUGGAUACCGUUGAGGCCGAGACGCCCGAUGUCCGCGGGGCGCCCGACACAUCGAGUCACCUUGUGACCUUUGAGCAGUGGUUUGGCGUCGACCGCACGUCGCUGCCACCGGCGCUUCUCGCCAUGAACCCGAAACCUGCCAUUCCCAUGCACACGACUCCGCCGACAAGUUGCUACACCAAGCAGCUAACGGGCACCGUGUACCUCUCCGAUACCUUUCCGCUCACCGUGGCCGAGUUUUUGCCCGUCGUGCAGGUGCUUGCCGCCACGUCGUCGCAAUUUGCAGCGCUCGUCGACUUUUUCCAAACCAAGCUACCGCCAGGCUUUCCCGUUCAAGUGACGCUGCCCGUGUUCCCGUCCAUCUCGGCGACGGCUCGCUUUGCGUCCUUGCAGCUGGCUUCGUCCCCGCCCGAGUGGUUUGUCGUACCACCGACCUACACGCCCAAAGCGCCGAAAUCGACUGGCGCUGUGCCCAACCAAGCUCUCUCCAACCUCACGGACCAAUACAUGAAGUCGGCCUCGUAG
Molecule: messenger RNA, 1788 nt
Organism: Saprolegnia diclina VS20
Lineage: Eukaryota; Oomycota; Saprolegniomycetes; Saprolegniales; Saprolegniaceae
Exons: 12
Coding region: 1-1788 (595 amino acids)
Cellular component (GO): cytoplasm
Molecular function (GO): protein binding
Source: RefSeq, a predicted model, not a curated record